GUCACUUCCUCCCGGAAGCGGGGCCGGGCGGAUGUCUCCGGCGCGUCCGUGCAGGGGGAUGAGGGCCGCGGUGGCUGCCAGCGUGGGGUUGAGCGAGGGGCCGGCGGGCUCCGCCCGUAGGGGCCGCCUCCUCCGCCCGCCGAGCCCCGCUCCGGCGGCGCCGGGGGCCCGGCUGUUGCGGCUCCCGGGGAGCGGGGCCGUGCGGGCCGCAAACCCGGAGCGCGCCGGCUGGACCGAGGCGCUGCGGGCCGCCGUGGCCGAGCUGCGCGCCGGCGCCGUGGUGGCCGUCCCCACGGACACGCUGUACGGCCUGGCCUGUUCGGCGAGCUGCUCGGCGGCACUGGGCGCUGUGUACCGCCUCAAGGGCCGCAGCGAGGACAAGCCGCUGGCCGUCUGCCUGGGCCGCGUGGCCGACGUCUACAGAUCUGACUACCAUCUAGAGUGGGACCAGCAGCGACCCUUCAUUCUUGGAUGGAUUUGUGCCCUGUUUUCCAGGUACUGCCAUGUGAGGGUACCUGAGGGACUCCUGAAAGACUUACUACCAGGACCAGUGACCCUGGUGUUGGAACGCUCGAAGGAGCUCAAUAAGGACCUGAACCCCUUUACUCCUCUUGUAGGCAUCCGGAUUCCUGACCAUGCCUUCAUACAGGAUUUGGUCCAGGUGUUCGGGGGACCACUCGCUCUCACCAGUGCCAACCUUAGCUCCCAGGCCAGUUCUCUGAAUGUCGAGAUGCCUCCUGUUUUAGAAGUGUGCGGUCUUCGUCUCCUUAUGAGGGCUGUGUGCAGCAUGACAUCAUUGCAGAUGCUAGGGGUAGUGUCCAUGCUUCCUCUCCCUCUCCUCAGGAGUUCCAGGACCUCUGGCCUCAGUUGUCCCUGGUCAUUGAUGGGGGACCAAUUGGGGAUGGCCAGAGCUCCGAGUAUCGCCUGGGCUCAACUGUGGUUGAUUUGUCUGUACCUGGAAAGUUUGGCAUCCUUCGUCCAGGCUGUGCCCUGGAGAGUACCACAGCCAUCCUCCAGCAGAAGUACGGGCUGCUCCCCUCGCACUGAUCCUGCUUCUGCAUCUCAGGAAGAGGGGAGGACCUGAGGACUGGUGCUGGACACUGUGUGUCUGUCCGCUGGGGACUGGCAAGGCCUCAUUGACAGAGGCCACUGGGGCUGCGACGUCACUAGUCUGACUCUUUAAGGCACUGCGUCUUUCUGAACACUGUAGAACAAGCCCCAGAAGCUGUUGGUUUCGUCUCACACCUGGUGGGGAGGUCAUAUUUAUUAUCUGUAAUUUCAAAUAUCAGCCAAAAGGUGACGUAGAGACUUUGAGAACAUUCCUAGGAUGGCCUUGUUCUAAUAAGUUUCUUUUUCAAAAAUCUUUUCUGAAAAAUGAGGAAGACUUAGAAUCCAGUUGGAGCCCCCCUGUCUGGCGGGUAGUGGCAUUUAAGGUCCAAAUCAGCCCCAGAGCACCAGCUGGUGCUGUUUAAAAGUCUCCAAGUGGCCAAAGGCAUGUACUUAGGCACCUGAAGCUGGAACCACAGUAGGAUAAAGACUGUCGAGCCACAGGCCCAACACUAUUUUCUCUGAACUGGAGAGGCUGGUGGUGUGGUGUGCCGGAAGGCCUGGUGGAGAGAAGUCAGCAUUUUGGACUAAUGGUGAGAAGUGAGCUCCGUUGGCAAGGGGCGGGGGUAGGGAAGUCCAAAUCAAAGAAUACUGGAAGACAAAUCUCCACUAUUCUUUUCAGCUAGUAGCUUUUUUCUUACUUAGUCGUAAAAUAAAUUAUAAUGAGUUAUGCCUGUAAUACCUUUAUUUGAAUCCAGUGUGUACUCAAAGCCUUUAUUCAUAUGUAUACCAAGUGUUAAACAGAAUUAUUCUUGACUAUUUAAACCUUGUUUUUCUUUAAUAAGAAGUGUUUUGUAAAUAGUU
This is a messenger RNA of Zalophus californianus (California sea lion), 1911 nucleotides long. RefSeq names its product yrdC N6-threonylcarbamoyltransferase domain containing (gene YRDC). Bases 32 to 1084 code for a protein of 350 amino acids. The record is from RefSeq and is a predicted model, not a curated record. Lineage: Eukaryota; Metazoa; Chordata; Mammalia; Carnivora; Otariidae. Gene Ontology annotation, cellular component: cytoplasm. The transcript is spliced from 5 exons. Gene Ontology annotation, molecular function: nucleotidyltransferase activity; double-stranded RNA binding; tRNA binding. Gene Ontology annotation, biological process: regulation of translational fidelity.